Molecule: messenger RNA, 1305 nt
Organism: Paramecium tetraurelia
Lineage: Eukaryota; Ciliophora; Oligohymenophorea; Peniculida; Parameciidae
Exons: 2
Source: RefSeq, a predicted model, not a curated record
AUGGAUAGCCAGGAUCCAUCUUCUUAAUAUUUAUUAUUGGAAUUAGGAUAUGCAAACAGGUUCGGAAUAAAAAAUAAUGUUUGCCUUGUUGCUCCAGCUUAUCAAUAAGAAAAAUAAAAGUCCAAUUUAGUUUCUAUUAGAAUUUCUAAGAAUAAUAUUGACGAGAAGGUUCUAUUAAAGUACAGAACUCUAAAAUUCUUAACUAUAUUACAACCUGAGUAGUAUUUUUAAACUGAAUAUGAACACUGCCUUAUCUAUGAAAACCUUUAUGAGCAUCUUUUUACUAAAGAGAAAUUGCCCAACUUGACUUAUGAUGAGGGAUAAAAAUUUCUACUCUAACUUGUCCUAACAUUUGCUGAAUUUGAGAGAAGGAAAAUCUAUUGGGAACUUAAGUCUAUUAAUCAAAUAUAUUAUAUUUAAGGAAUAAUUUAUUUUUCAUUAUUGGAAUAUGGAUUUGAAAAUUUUAAUCAGCCGUUUAACUAUUUAUAAAGUUUCUGGUCCUUUUUUAAUGAACAUUUGAGCUAUAAGUUUAAUGAUGUUGCAUAAUUAAGAUUCGCAUAAAGUUUUGAUGAUAUACUUUAAUAUUUGUUUGUAAAAAAUGGAGAUCUUCACAAAACCCCCUUGUUAGAUAGUCCUCCUUAUGAAAAAGUUCUACAAUAUCUAUUGAAUAUUGAUAGAUUUCAUAAAUUAUAUAAUGGAAACUGUAUUGUAAAAUAAUUUAAGAAAAAAGGACUCUUCUCUAUUUAUCCUAAUUUAACUGAAGAUAUUGUCUAUAAAUCAACUGAAAUUAAAGGUAAUGAAGAAUCAUAAAAAUAACUGAUAAAGUAAAUUUAAAGAGAUAUCGAAUUGAUGGAGUUAUUCUCAAAUAAGGACAACGUAGCCUCCUGUUUUACAUAUUUAAGAAUUAAAGAACAUGCAUUUUUACUUUACAGGAAGUUUACUGGAACAUUAGCAGAUAGAUUUAAGAAUUGGCCUAAAAAAGAAUAAACUCUCGAUUCAAUAAGAAAAGAUGUUUAUGUCAUUGCAUCAAGAACUGCAGAUUGUAUAACGAUUGUUUUAUUUUAGCAUUAAAAAUUUUGCAUGAAAAAAAUAUAAUUCAUAGAGAUUAGAAACCUGAGAAUAUUUUCCUUGAUAAUGAGAAUAUGUCUUAAUCAUUCAGUUAUGUUGGUGAUUUUGACUGCUCUAAGUAAAUUAAUGAUGAAUUAGAUAUAACUUGUACCAAUGGUGAUUGCGCUUUCACCGCUAAAUAUGAUCCCCCUGAAACAAAAUUAACCUCAAAAUAUGAUAUCUUCUAGUUAGGUUUGA